This is a messenger RNA of Closterium sp. NIES-65, 576 nucleotides long. The record is from the annotation of a GenBank genome assembly. Lineage: Eukaryota; Viridiplantae; Streptophyta; Zygnematophyceae; Desmidiales; Closteriaceae.
AUGUCGCGGUUGUUCCUAGCCGCGCCCGGUUCUCUGUCCAGGGUAGAGCAUUCCGCCUUGCACAGAUUUUCGUCCAUUUAUAUCGUCGCCGUCGCCUUCGCGCAGUCCCCUCCCGUCGCCUUCGCGCACACCCCUCCCAUCGCCUUCGCGCACUCCCCUCCCGUCGCCUUCGCGCACUUCCCUCCCGUCGCCUUCGCGCACUCCCCUCCAGUCGCCUUCGCGCACUCCCCUUCCGUCGCCUUCGUGCACUCCACUCCCGACGCCUUCGCGCACUCCCUUCCCGUCGCCUUCGCGCAAUCCCCUCCCGUCGCCUUUGCGCACUCCCCUCCCGUCGCCUUCGCGCAGUCCCCUCCCGUCGCCUUCGCGCACUCCCCUCCCGUCGCCUUUGCGCACUCCUCUCCCGUUGCCUUCGCGCACUCCCCUCCCGUCGCCUUCGCGCACUCCCCUCCCGUUGCCUUCGCGCACUCCCCUCCCUCGCCUUCGCGAGACGCCUCUUUCGCCCUUCCUCAUUCCUUUCUGUCGCCCAGCACACUCCCCUCUGUCGCCAAGCUCACUCCCCUCCGUCGCGCUCGGUAG